AGACAUUUAGUGGAUAUGCUUAUACGCUAUGAUAUAUACGCUGUUAGAAUAGCUGAUAUGGGUCUUAAUAUCCAACUUGAAAUUGAUGAGGAGAAUGGACAUCUUGGAGAAGCUUUACACUCGGGUCGCGCUGAGUAUGUAUGUAUGGAUCUUCGAAACAAAUCUCAAGUCUAUAAAGCUUGUGAUGGAGUGGAAGUAGUUUUUCAUAUGGCUGCUCCAGAUUCUUCAAUCAAUAACCACCAGCUACAUUAUUCAGUCAAUGUGCAUGGAACAAAGAACAUAAUUGAUGCUUGUACUGUGCUAAAUGUGAAAAGGCUUAUCUAUACUAGUUCUCCGAGUGUAAUAUUUGACGGGUCACAUGGAAUAUUUAAUGGGGUUGAAGGAUUGCCAUAUCCUGCUAAGCACAUUGAUUCCUAUUCCUCAACUAAAGCUGAAGGAGAGGCAUUAGUUAUUAAGGCUAAUGGUAUGAAUGGACUUUUGACAUGCUGUAUCCGUCCUAGUAGCAUUUUUGGUCCUGGUGAUAGAUUGUUUGUUCCAUCACUAGUUGCCGCAGCAAGGGCAGGCAAAUCAAAGUUUAUAAUUGGGAACGGAAAGAACAUGUAUGAUUUCACUUAUGUUGAAAAUGUUGCACAUGCCCAUGUAUGCGCUGAAAGAGCUCUUGCAUCAGGCGGUACCGUCUCUAAAAGAGCUGCAGGCGAGGCUUAUUUCAUAACUAACAUGGAGCCAAUAAGGUUUUGGGAGUUCAUAUCCCUCAUUCUUGCUGGCCUUGGCUAUGAAAGGCCAAAAAUCAAGAUUCCUGCCUUUGUUAUGAUGCUGAUUGCACAUUUGGUUAAGCGUAUAUAUCACUUGUUGGCACCAUAUGGUAUGAAGGUACCACAGCUGACACCUUCAAGAAUCACACUCCUAAGUUGCCACCGAACGUUUAGCUCUUUCAAAGCAACUGAUCGUCUAGGUUACAGACCUAUCGUGCCCCUUCAGGAGGGUCUUAAAAGAACUAUUGAAUCAUUUUCUGAUCUGAGUGUUGAAGCUUUCCUUAGAAGGAAAGGGCCUUCUAAGGCUUCUAUAUGUCUUGGAGGCGGAAUGGUUGCCGACAUAUUUCUAUGGAAGGAUAUAAAGUUGACACUCAGUGCCAUGCUAGCUUUGUUUGCAUUCUAUGUCUGUUUUGUAUUACCUGGAAAUACCAUGAUUACUGCAAUUUCAAAGGUCUUCAUCAUUGCGUCGGUCUUUUUGUUUAUCCACGGGAAGUUGCCUGAUAAGUUGAUGGGUUAUUCAAUUGAUAAAAUUGCAGAAUCUAACUUCCAAUAUACAGAUAGUAUGGCGCGCGAAAUUUCUUUAUCAGUGAUUUCCUUAUGGAGUUCUGCAGCAGAUAGUUUUAGAUCUAUUUCUCGUGGGAGUGACUCGGUGCUAUUUUUCAAGACCGCAGUAUCACUCUCCAUCAUUGCGUUCAUCGGAUCCUUGUCACUGCAAACUUUCUUCUCAAAAGUGCUUCCGUUGGCCUUUAUCGCGUUCUACAUAUAUGAGCGAAAGGAAGAUGAAAUCAAUGGAUUUCUUCUAAAGGUUCUCCCAAUUGGACGCUUGUCAAAUCCUUAAACUUUUAUGAAGAAACAUGAGCAGUUUAACUACUUGGGAUACUUAUGCAGAGUUAUUAUGUUCUCAGGUGACGUAAAUCUAACAAAAUUUUGAACUUGUGGAGUUGUGGGUAUAUAAUCCGUUUGUUCAUAAAAUAUAACACUCUUAUGACACUCGAUACAUGCAACAAUUUAAAUCGGUUUU
Molecule: messenger RNA, 1773 nt
Organism: Erigeron canadensis
Lineage: Eukaryota; Viridiplantae; Streptophyta; Magnoliopsida; Asterales; Asteraceae
Product: 3beta-hydroxysteroid-dehydrogenase/decarboxylase-like
Exons: 12
Coding region: 16-1590 (524 amino acids)
Biological process (GO): steroid biosynthetic process
Molecular function (GO): 3-beta-hydroxy-Delta5-steroid dehydrogenase (NAD+) activity
Source: RefSeq, a predicted model, not a curated record